GCUCUGCUCUCGCAUCCCUCCCGUUGUUGUUUGAAGCCUUCACUCCUUACUGAAAUUGCAUGGUGGAAUCAUCCGUUUGCCCCUUCGUUUCUCAUUUGUUUUAGGGUUUUUUUGUCCUUCUUUCUUCUUUUGAUCUUCUGGUUUCUGAAAUUGCAGAGAAGAGAUGGCUUCAAACGGAACCGGUAGCGGUAACGCAGAGUUCAGCUUCACGGGCGUCGGAACUGCUCGCAACGGGCUUGCCAGGAUCCAAACUCAGAAGAAGCAAAACGGAAUCUGUCAUGACGACAGUGCUUCUCCCGUUAAAGCUCAGACGAUCGAUGAGCUGCAUUCACUCCAGAAGAAGAAAUCCGCGCCAACUACGCCGAUCAAAGGAACGCAAGGCGCUUUUGCUACAAUUUCCGAAGAUGAGCGCCAAAAACAGCAACUCAAGUCCAUCAGUGCAUCUCUGGCAUCGCUGACGAGGGAGACGGGGCCAAAAGUGGUGAAAGGAGACCCAGCUAGGAAAUCCGAAACGCCCAGGGUUGUUCAUUCGCAUCAGCAUACACCAACCAUCGUCGUUAGUGACAGCGCUUUGAAGUUCACCCACGUCCUCUACAAUCUUUCUCCUGCAGAGUUGUACGAACAGGCUAUAAAAUAUGAGCAUGGAUCGUUCAUAACGUCGAGCGGAGCGUUAGCCACGCUCUCGGGAGCGAAGACAGGUCGCUCCCCCAGGGAUAAGCGUGUGGUAAGGGACGAAACAACAGAAGAUGAACUUUGGUGGGGAAAGGGCUCACCCAACAUUGAAAUGGACGAGCACAGCUUCUUGGUGAACAGAGAGAGAGCCGUCGAUUACUUGAACUCGCUGGACAAGGUGUAUGUGAACGAUCAAUUUCUAAACUGGGACCCAGCGAACCAAAUCAAAGUCCGGAUUGUCUCAGCCAGAGCGUACCAUUCCUUGUUCAUGCACAACAUGUGUAUCCGACCCACGCCUGAAGAGCUGGAGGAUUUCGGUACUCCGGACUUCACCAUAUACAAUGCUGGGCAAUUCCCGUGUAAUCGAUACACCCACUACAUGACAUCCUCCACUAGCGUAGAUCUGAAUCUUGCUAGGAGGGAAAUGGUCAUCCUUGGCACGCAGUACGCCGGGGAAAUGAAGAAGGGUCUUUUCAGCGUUAUGCACUAUCUCAUGCCUAAGCGUCAAAUCCUGUCCUUACAUUCUGGCUGCAAUAUGGGCAAAGAUGGCGAUGUCGCCCUCUUCUUUGGAUUAUCAGGCACGGGGAAGACAACACUUUCUACGGAUCAUAAUAGGUAUUUAAUUGGAGACGACGAACACUGCUGGAGUGAGAAUGGUGUGUCUAACAUUGAGGGUGGUUGCUAUGCCAAGUGCAUUGAUCUUUCAAAGGAAAAGGAGCCUGAUAUCUGGAACGCCAUCAAGUUUGGGACUGUUUUGGAAAAUGUGGUGUUCGACGAGCACAGUCGGGAGGUAGAUUAUUCGGACAAAUCUGUUACAGAAAACACUCGAGCAGCAUACCCCAUUGAGUACAUUCCAAAUGCAAAGAUUCCAUGCGUAGGCCCACACCCGAAGAAUGUCAUCCUUCUAGCGUGUGAUGCUUUCGGUGUUCUCCCACCUGUGAGCAAAUUGAGCCUGGCCCAGACCAUGUACCAUUUCAUCAGCGGCUACACAGCUCUGGUGGCCGGAACAGAGGAUGGUAUAAAGGAGCCACAAGCGACAUUCUCCGCCUGCUUUGGAGCAGCAUUCAUCAUGCUGCAUCCUACUAAAUAUGCAGCAGUGCUAGCCGAGAAAAUGGAGAAGCACGGUGCCACUGGAUGGCUGGUCAACACUGGCUGGUCAGGUGGAAGCUAUGGCUCGGGUAACCGAAUCAGGUUGCCGUAUACAAGGAAGAUAAUUGAUGCCAUACACUCCGGUAGCCUCCUCAAGGCUAAUUACACCAAGACUGAAGUGUUUGGGCUUGAGAUCCCUACAGAAGUUGAGGGCGUCCCUUCGGAAAUCCUGAAUCCAAUGAACACUUGGACAGACAAGAAAGCAUACAACGACACCCUGCUGAAGCUUGCAGGCCUGUUCAAGAAAAACUUCGAGGGAUUUGUGAAUUACAAGAUUGGCAAGGACAACUCACUGACUGAGGAGAUCCUUGCUGCUGGUCCUAUCUUCUGAUGCACAAAAAGGGAGUUAAUUGUAGUUGGCUACUUUGGGUUGCCUGUAGAUGUGUAAUUCAUGUUUUCUAGCCUAGUUCAAAUGCAAAAGGUUCUUUAGGCAGUAGUUUUAUAUAUAUUAUAAUGUACAACUUCUGGCAAAAAUUUGUUUAAUGCAAUCAUCGAAGCAUUUAAGAUA
Nelumbo nucifera (sacred lotus) is the source of this 2329-nucleotide messenger RNA. RefSeq names its product phosphoenolpyruvate carboxykinase (ATP) 1. Gene Ontology annotation, cellular component: cytosol. Gene Ontology annotation, biological process: gluconeogenesis. Gene Ontology annotation, molecular function: phosphoenolpyruvate carboxykinase (ATP) activity; ATP binding. NCBI's taxonomy places the organism in Eukaryota, Viridiplantae, Streptophyta, Magnoliopsida, Proteales, Nelumbonaceae. The record is from RefSeq and is a predicted model, not a curated record.